CACCACCACAUACUCCAUAGUCUCCAACAAGAUGAUCGCACGAACCGGACUGAGAUCUUUGGCAAGACAAGCCCAUGCUGCCGAACUUCGCACUCUUGCCACCGCUGCGCAGACCCCCGUUCCCGCCACCCGCCGUGAGGUUCCUCUCGGCUCCCAGUCCAAGCCCUCCUCUGCUGUCGACCACGUCCUUACCAGCGUCGAUGCUGUCGUCAAUUGGGCUCGUCAGGGUUCUAUCUGGCCCAUGACUUUCGGUCUCGCAUGCUGUGCCGUUGAAAUGAUGCACUGUUCCGCACCAAGAUACGACCAGGAUCGUCUCGGUAUCAUUUUCCGUGCUUCUCCGCGUCAGUCCGAUGUUAUGAUCGUUGCCGGUACCUUGACCAACAAGAUGGCUCCUGCAUUGCGUCAGGUGUACGAUCAGAUGCCCGACCCGAAGUGGGUCAUUUCUAUGGGUUCUUGUGCGAACGGUGGUGGAUACUACCACUACUCGUACUCUGUCGUUCGUGGAUGUGAUCGUAUUGUGCCUGUGGAUAUCUACGUUCCUGGAUGCCCACCAACGGCCGAUGCGUUGUUGUACGGCAUCUUCAUGCUUCAGAAGAAGAUGAAGAACACCAGGAUCACCAGGCACUGGCAGAGAACUUAAGCUGUGGUGUCUUGGCAUCUGGAGGGAGAUUAUUGGACGCAGAUGAAAGAUAUUAAAGAGAAAGGUUUUCCGGAGCAAGGUCUCAGGAUUCGUCGUUCGUUUUCGGGUUUGUUUUUACGGUGUAAUUCCCAUUGUUUUUGUCAGCUGUCACUAUCCUAGAAUUGGAUUGCAUUUUUAUAUCAUCGCAUUUUGCAGAC
Saitoella complicata NRRL Y-17804 is the source of this 837-nucleotide messenger RNA. Its product is annotated as NADH-ubiquinone oxidoreductase 20 kDa subunit. Bases 32 to 640 code for a protein of 202 amino acids. Gene Ontology annotation, biological process: electron transport coupled proton transport; mitochondrial respiratory chain complex I assembly; aerobic respiration. NCBI's taxonomy places the organism in Eukaryota, Fungi, Ascomycota, Saitoellomycetes, Saitoellales, Saitoellaceae. The transcript is spliced from 2 exons. The record is from RefSeq and is a predicted model, not a curated record. Gene Ontology annotation, molecular function: NADH dehydrogenase (ubiquinone) activity; 4 iron, 4 sulfur cluster binding; quinone binding.